This is a messenger RNA of Perkinsus marinus ATCC 50983, 816 nucleotides long. RefSeq lists its product as hypothetical. Gene Ontology annotation, cellular component: cytoplasm. Gene Ontology annotation, molecular function: iron-sulfur cluster binding. Lineage: Eukaryota; Perkinsozoa; Perkinsida; Perkinsidae. Gene Ontology annotation, biological process: iron-sulfur cluster assembly. The record is from RefSeq and is a predicted model, not a curated record. The transcript is spliced from 7 exons. Bases 1 to 816 code for a protein of 271 amino acids.
AUGUCCUGUUCCUCGUCAAGGCAUCUCAACCCGUACACGGCUGUCCAAGGCACUGUACUGAUAGUAGCCCCACGGGCGGCUGACAUGUCGUCCAGUUUGAAGCGAAUGAUCAAUAAUUACCUCGCAGUGUUCACUCUGCCUGGGCAGGCCGACUUGACGAUGCCUGAACAUCUCACUGCAUUUCCGAGGCUAGCGUUCGAUCAGAUCGCCCUGUUCAGCGAGGAAGCCAAAAUGAAGGUUGACUAUUAUUUCCUCAGCAAAGUCGCCGCUCUGUUGAAGCCCGCUGGAGUUGUUAACAUCUUCAUACUACAUCCAGAUGAUAAACUAGAUCUAAGCAUGGAGACGGUCUUUGCUGGUUUCACUGGUGGCCAUGAGCUAAAUAAGGCAUGUGGUUUUGUCCACUAUGCUUGUCGGAAGCCAGGAACGCCCAGUGUUACUUUUACAUUUGAUAUGGCCCAAUCAGCACUCUGUGGUAAAUCCUUAUUGGACAACGACGAUGAUGAUGAGGAUGACUUCCUUGAACCCGUACCGGAAACCGUUGGUGGCGGGAAAGAUUCCUGCGAUAACAAGCCACGAGCAUGCAAAAAUUGCAGCUGUGGACGUGCCGAAUUAGAGGUAAAGGUUGGUGCGGAAGAGGCCAAGAAGAGGAUUGAAGAAGCCAAGAAGGGCGAGGUCAAGAGUAACUGUGGAAACUGUUAUCUUGGCGACGCAUUCAGAUGUGGUACCUGUCCGUAUCGUGGGUUACCUGCCUUCAAGCCCGGUGAGAAGAUUCAGAUGGAUCAGCUGAUAUCUGAUAUUGACGCUAAAGUUGAAUAG